Molecule: messenger RNA, 4072 nt
Organism: Tripterygium wilfordii
Lineage: Eukaryota; Viridiplantae; Streptophyta; Magnoliopsida; Celastrales; Celastraceae
Product: myb-like protein L
Exons: 9
Coding region: 53-3445 (1130 amino acids)
Source: RefSeq, a predicted model, not a curated record
CUUCUUCAAAAUCCCAGUCCGAACAAAAAACGCAGAGGAAACGCUUCAUUGUAUGAUGGCUACCUUGCUGGAGAACGAAGAGGACUCCAGUGACAGCGAUGAAGACGUUUUGGACGAGGACUUGGAAGCCCUAAGGCAAGCCUGUAUCCUCACAGGCACUACUCCCGGCAAUGUCCGUGACUUUCAAGGCAGUAAGAGCACGUCGCCGUCUACCUAUGCCGCUGUAGAGGCCAUUAAACCUAUUGGAGGAGGUUCUUUGGUGGCUUCGGACUCUGACAGCGACGAAGAUUUUCAACUGGUGCGCAAUAUACAGGAUCGGUUCUCUUUAACGGCGGAUUCGUGCGAACCGCUCUCCUUGAAGCCUUUAUCUGCUAUUCAUCCCUUUCUGGAUCGGGAGGAGUUGGAAGACGACGAUUUUGAGACUCUACGAGCUGUUCAGAGGCGUUUUGAGGCCUACAAUACCGGUUCGUUAGAGAACGGAAAAGAAGAUUUUUUACAGAACCAGGAGCAUAUCAAUGUAUCAGGCAAAGCCUCCAAGAAUGAAACUUUGAAUUAUUCCAUUGUUAAUGAAAGGCAUGCUUGCGAAGAAAAUAAAGAUUUAGGGGAAGGUGGUGAUGCCCCCCAAUUAUCUGGUGAUUGCAAGGAGAUACAGCUGUUUGAUUCGAGGGACCAGCAUCAAUCAGAUGCUUGUAAGUUUUCUAUGUUGCCAUUGAGAAAUUCUAGCUUCCCAAAGUCUGCACAGGUGUUUAUUGAUGCCAUUAAGAAGAACAGGUCAUUCCAGAAGUUUGUGCGUGCUAAGAUGACUCAGAUUGAAGCAAGACUAGAGGAGAACAAAAAACUUAGGGAACGCAUUAAAAUCCUGAAAGACUUCCAAGCUGCUUGCAAAAAAGUAACAGGGCGAGCAUUAUCCCAGAGAAAGGAUCCUCGUUUCCAACUGAUUUCAGCACGAGAUUCAAAGGUUAAUGCUAAAAAGGCCUCUGCUACUCACUUUGGCCCAGUGGAGAAUUAUCAUGUUGCUAACUACAGAGUCGCAUUGACGAACUUUCCAAUUGUAUUACACCGAAAUAAAUGGACAGAGGCAGAGAAAGAGAAUCUUGUGAAGGGGAUAAGACAACAGUUUCAGAAAUUGGUGCUUCAAAUUUCAGAAGAUUUAUUCAGUGGUUCAGAGGGAACUUCUGGAAAUGCAAGUAGUUUCGAUGACAUACUUGCAUCUGUUAGAGAUUUCGAAAUUACACCGGAACAAAUUAGGGAAUUUCUUCCCAAAGUUAACUGGGAUGAGUUGGCUUCCUUGUACGUCAUGGGUCGUUCUGGUGCUGAAUGUGAAGCAAGAUGGUUGAACUUUGAAGAUCCCUUAAUCAAUCGCGAAAAAUGGACCCCCAAAGAGGAUAAGCUUCUUCUGUAUAUUGUCCAAGAGAAGGGGAUCACAAACUGGUUUGAUAUUGCAGUAUCACUGGGGACAAACAGGACCCCAUACCAGUGCUUGGCCCGCUUCCAAAGAAGUUUAAAUGCUUGCAUAUUGAAGAAGGAGUGGACCAAGGAAGAGGAUGCUCAACUUCGAACUGCCGUAGAAGCUUUUGGUGAGAGUAAUUGGCAGUCCCUAGCUUCUACUUUAGAAGGUCGCACUGGUCCUCAAUGCUCCAAUAGAUGGAAAAAGUCCCUUCACCCUGGCAGACAAAAGGUGGGGAGGUGGGCGCUGGAUGAAGACAAGCGCUUGACGGUUGCUGCAAUGAUUUUUGGACAAAAAAAUUGGAACAAAAUUGCUAAGUUUGUGUCCGGUCGGACUCAAGUGCAAUGUAGAGAAAGAUGGGUGAAUUCUUUGGACCCUUCUGUAAAUCGCAGUAAAUGGACUGAAGAAGAGGAUUCCAAGUUGAAAGCAGCGGCCGCAGAAAAUGGAUAUUGCUGGUCUAAGGUUGCUUCAUGUUUACCUUCACGGACCGAUAACCAGUGUUGGAGGAGAUGGAAGGUGUUAGUUCCAGAUGAAUUUAUUCGGCUCCAACAAGCAAGAAGGAUACAAAAAGCUGCUCUUAUUGGCAACUUUGUGGAUCGGGAGUCAGAGCGUCCUGCACUUGGUCCUAAUGAUUUUAUUCCCUUGUCGAUGAUUUGUGCAGUUCCUGAAUCUGAGAAUGUGAAUCAGCCAAGGCAAUGUAAAAGGAAAUUAAGCAGUGUUUCAAAGAAAAUUACAUCCAAGAGGCUUAGAAAAGAAGCUCAAAUUUGUUCUGAAGAAGUCCCAGGGACCAUCAAUGACAAUGAAGUUGAGAUCUUUGAUGGGCAUGAUGCCACUCCAAAUAAAAAGAUGACAAACUGUAAUUCCCAACUAAUGACUGGUGGAUGUGAAGUAGUUGAUAGUGUUGAGAAGAAAAGGUUUCUCAAAUGUCAGUCUGAAAGUAGUAGAUCUUUGGAACCAGAUGGAGAGAGAACAAGCCUCCUCGUAUUUCCCUCUGAAAGUUUGGAAUCAGGGACAACUGAUGGUGGUAUUAUCAGGACCUGUGAUGGGAGGAAUGCUACUUCAAAUAAGAAAAUGGUAUCCCGCAAACAGCAUGCUAGAAAAAGAUUGCAUGUUAAAUCAGGUCAAGAACAAUGUGGUAUGGGGUCUUUUGGAAUGUCCUUAUUAUCCGGAACUAUUGAUGGUACAGAACUAAUAAAUGAUCCUUCAGUUCAUCAGGAUUCAACAUCAUUGAUGGUGACGAGUGGUGAAGAGCCUGGCAUUCUUCAUGUGGACAAUGCUUCUGGGGAGAAGACUCCUAAACUGCGAACAAGAAGGAAAGCAUGUAUAAGUUCGGAUGAACGUUGCAAUGGAUUAGCGAAGCCCCUUCAAAGUAUGGAAUUGAGAAAUACGGGUUGCAAGGGAGGUUGGAACCUGGUUUUCGAUACAAUCACUUCGAGUAAGGGAGAUGGUUUUCUGAAGCAGUUCCGCAAAAGGAAAAGAAGACCUGAAUUAGCCAAGGAAUGCCAGGAAAUUCAGAUUGUUCAUGGUCGGCGAGAUGGCCCCAAAAUUUCAAAAUAUAGAGCCGAAACUUCUUCAAAGCAACUUUUACAAACACCAGAUGAUGAUGACAUUAAAAUUUCUGCUCUUCUCAAUAAUAAAUUGAAGAACAGAAAGUCUCAAGUUGCGAGAAGUGCUUGUCAGUCUUGCUCCCCAACCAUGGAAUCGUGCGAGAAGCUCGAUGGACUAGAUGCAGUUGAUUGCAGGGCCAUUGACCCUUGUCAACCUGUGAGCACUGAUCAAUCUUGUGACUGUGAGACCGAUGACAUUACUCUUGCUUGCUUUUUGCGUAAUAGUCAUAAGAAAAAUGAUAUGGAUAAGAUCAUUGCCCCCCUUGAACAUGGCAACACUGGGCAGGAAGGCAAUCAUGCUGCUGAUGUUGAUACUCUUGCUUGCUUCCUGCGGAGUACAUCAAAGAAACGGCGCCUUAAGAAAAAGAAGUUGGAGCUGCCUGCGGAUUAGGUAGAACAAUCAAGUUGUCAAGCUAAGACUUCUUGAAAUGGUAGUAUCGGAGACUUUGUCUUGUAGCAGCAUAAAACCAAGUGUAUCCGUGGUAAAAGGCAACCCAAAAAAAGUUGAUUUUGUAGGGAAUCAAACUGUUCCUGAAGAUCUGUGGAAGAGGUGGUCUACGCUAAUUUCAAGCAGUGUUUUAUGCUUGUGAAGAGCUCGGAUAUGACUGUGCUCUGGUAUUUGAGAGGCUUGUCUAUGCGUGAACAUCAUAAUGUGUAGUACAGAGAAUUAUGCGGAGUUAUGGUGUCGGAGUUCUCGUUGCUUGAUGCCCAUUUUUUGCACGAGUAUAUAGUAUAUGCUCAUUGAGUAACUAGGAGUUUUGUAGCAGUUUAGUUACUUGGGAUACUUUAACGCAGGCUGGUGUACGCAUUAUCUUAUUCAUGAGUCUUACCCUCAGUGCGAUAUUUGUGACGAGUUCUCUUCUUCAGUAUACGGCAUUGCCAAAAAUUAUCUCUCAGCGUCGUGGUAUUACCAUUAUUAACAACAUUAAUUUGUCGAAGAAAAUGGAUUCGGAAGACUUUGCAACACUAAUUGGUGUCUUCUAAAAUAUUUAUUUUUUGGGAUUUUGAGUUGCUCAAA